UUAUGAUAGGACACUUUUUAUUUUAAAAUAUAAGAUCAUAAGAAACUGUGUAAGAAAGUACUAAACCACGAGGAAAGAAAAAUCAAGUGCCCAGUAGUGGAGUGUCAAAGGCUGGCAGUUCGAGAGAACAUUGUGGGAAACAGGGGUGGACCAUUGGAGAUGCUGCUCUGGAGUUUGCUAUUGCCUGUUGGGCUUCUCUGUGCUGCCUUGUCAAGUGCUCCAGAGUGUGCAAUGGAUGAGCGGUCACGUCGGUCAAGGAGGAGCAUUCGAUAUUCUCCUAGCCUGCGCAGUGUUCCUAUGGGUUCCUGUGCCACCAGCCUUGCCCGUGGCAGGCGUUCCCUUGCCAGCCUUGAACACCUGAGGGUUCCCCGAAGGAGGAAGCAACGUGCUGCAGAGGAUGGGGCAGGUUUCUCUGUCCCAGCAAAGGCUCUCUACUUCUCCGGCCAAAGGGACCAGCUGUAUUUGAAAGCGGGUAAUGAGCUGCCAAGGGACGCAUUCACCUUACAAGUUUGGCUGCAAGCCGAGGGAGGGCAGAAGUCCCCAGCAGUUAUUGCCGGACUUUAUGACAAAUGUCCUUACACUUCUCCUGAUCGUGGAUGGGUUCUUGGAAUUGAGGCUUUAAGUGACCAGGGUACAAGAGACCCACGUUUUUUCUUCUCCUUGAAGACUGACCGCUCCUGGAAAGUAACAAAUGUCACUGCUCACCGCAGCUACCUCCCAAACAAGUGGGUACAUUUAGCUGUCACCUACAAUAGUCGUAUAAUCAAACUGUAUGUCAAUGGGGCUCAAGUGGCAACAAGUAAUGAACAAGUUGGGCCCAUCUUCAGCUUGCAAACACAUAAGUGCAAAGUUCUUAUGCUUGGUGGAAAUUCCCAUAAUCAAAAUUUUCGUGGAUACAUAGAACAGUUUAGUCUUUGGAAAACUGCACGAACACAGGAAGAAAUACUGGAUGACAUGGAACAUGCUGUUCAUGGACUGAGCACCUCUCUACCUCAACUUGUUCUUCAGGAUAGCUUUGAGAAUAUGAAAAAUCUGUGGUCUCCCAUGAAAGAUGGCAAUAUUCCAGAAAUUGAGAAUAUUUACCAUCAUAGCUCAUUAUUGGAUACUAAUUUAGAUCCUCCUUUAUGUGGAGAAACCCUAUGUGACAACAUAGAAAUUAUAAAUAGUUAUAAUAAAUUAUCACGUUUCCGAAAACCAAAAGUUGUAAGAUACAGAGUGGUUAACAUUUAUGAUAGCAACCAUGAAAAUCCAACUGUCACCAAAGAUCAAAUUGAACUUCAGCAUCGAAAACUUAAUGAAGCUUUUAGUCCAUACAAUAUCACCUGGGAAUUGGAUCUAUUAGAGAUAAAUAACUCUUUUAUACGUCAGCGGCUUAUCAUUGCUAACUGUCACGUCAGCAAGAUUGGAGAUGAAAAGUGUGAUCCUGAGUGCAACCAUGUACUUACAGGCUUUGAUGGAGGAGAUUGCCGACGUAUCAGUUAUGGGUCUUCCUGGAAGAAAAAGAUGAAUGGUGUUUGUGACAUGGAUAUGUAUCUCUUAGAUGCUGAAGAUUGCUGUAACCCUAAUAUCACAGAUGUCACAAAGACUUGCUUUGAUCCUGAAUCACCUCACAGGGCCUACUUGGAUGUAGAUGAGUUGAAGACUCUGCUAAAUUUGAGUGGACUGACACAUCUCAACAUAUUCUUUGCUAACUCAUCUGAAGAGGAGCUUGCUGGUGUGGCCACCUGGCCAUGGGACAAGAAGGCUCUCACAUAUCUUGGGGGCAUUGUGUUGAACCCUUCUUUUUAUGGCAUCCCAGGCCACGCACACACCAUGAUCCAUGAGAUAGGGCACAGCCUUGGGCUUUACCAUGUCUUCCGGGGCAUUUCAGAGACUUUAUCCUGCAGCGACCCCUGCAUGGAGACGGAUCCUUCGUUUGAGACUGGAGAUCUCUGCCGUGAUACUAAUCCAGCUCCCAAGUAUAAGGGAUGUAGAGAUCCUGGGCCUGGAAAUGACACUUGUGGCUUCCAAAGAUUUGUGAAUACUCCAUUCAAUAACUAUAUGAGUUAUGCAGAUGAUGACUGCACAAACUCUUUCACACUCAAUCAGGUUGCCAGAAUGCACUGCUACCUCGAUUUGGUGUAUCAGAACUGGCAACCCUACGCUAAACCGGCACCAGUAGCUGUCGCUCCUCAAAUUGUAGAACGGACCGCUACCUCUCUCACAUUGGAAUGGUUUCCACCCAUUGAUGGACAUUUUUAUGAAAGAGAAGUGGGAUCAGCUUGUCACCUGUGUGCAGACAGGAAAGUGUUGGUUCAAUAUGCAUCUAAUGCAUCUUCACCCAUGCCAUGUGAUCCAUCUGGUCACUGGAGCCCCAGUGAAGCCGUAGGUCAUCCUGAUGUUGAGCAAUCAUGUAAAUCAAGUGUUCGCACCUGGAGUCCCAACUCAGGCGUUCAUCCACAAACAGUGCCUCCAAUCUGUCCUGGGCCACAUAGUUGUUACCUGCAACUGGAGUUCACUCAUUAUGUAAUUCCCCAAUCCCUCACCAUCUGGGUGACAUACAUGAACACAGAGUCGAACACAACAUGGGCUGUUGUAGAUGUUAAACUUUUAACAGUUAAUGGGAAAGAGAUCUCUCUGGGACUUCAAAGCGUUUUCUGUGAUAUUCCAUUGACUAUAAAGCUUGAUGGAAAAGUGGUAAAGGAAGAAGUGUUUGCCAUCCAGAUCUACACUAUGGAUAACCAAAUGGAGAUUGAUGCCGCUAUGAUCACCUCUUUGCCUAAUAACCCACUCUGUAAAGAUUGCAAAGCUAUCCUCUACAAAGUACUUAGGGAUCCACCUCUUGAAAAUGAUGCCUCCUUGUUGAUAUCAAAUGACCACAGAAAAUUCUUAGACAUGAAUGUGAAGCCUGGUAAUAUUUACAAGUACCAGAUUGUGACAUUGGCUGGAAGCAGAGAAAGUGAACCAUCUCCAGAGCUAUUCUAUCAACACGGCAGCGGCUACUGUGGUGAUGGAGUCAUACAGAAGGACUUAGAGGAAGAAUGUGAUGAUGGAAACAAGUUGAGCAGAGAUGGUUGCUCCUUCUCCUGUCAACUGGAAGUCUUUUUUCGUUGUCUUGAUGAGCCCAGCAGGUGCUACUUUCAUGACGGUGAUGGGGUGUGUGAGGAGUUUGAAAGGAUGACCAGCAUUAAGGAUUGUGGAGUAUAUACCCCGAAUGGAUAUAUGGAUCAGUGGGCAUCAAAUAUUACAGUAUCACACCAGAAUGAUCAGUGUCCAGGAUCAGUGGUUAUGGGCCAACCAGCUGCAACACAGGUGUGUCGAACAAAAGUGAUCGAACUGAGUGAUGGAAUAUCCCAAUAUGCCUGGUACCCAUGCACUGUUAGUUUACCCUACACAAAUAUUAAUUUCUGGUUGAAGGCCCAUUUUUCACAACCUGUGGUGGUUGCUGCAGUAAUUGUACACCUUGUAGCAGAUGGGACCUAUUAUAUGGAUCAGAUGCAAGAGACUAUCAGUGUCCAGCUGAUUGACACCAAAGAACAAAUGCACGAUCUGGGUGUCCAUAUUCUAAGCUGUAGAAAUAAUCCUAUGGUGAUUUCUGUGAUGCAUGACCUCAGCCAUCCUUUUUACCACAGCCAAGAUGUACUUAUCAGCUUUACUUCUCAUUUGGUAGCCAUCUCUGGAGUGGCCCUCCGUUCCUUCCAUUACUUUGACCCUGUAACCAUGAGCAGUUGUCAAUCAGGAGAAAUCUACAGUAUGGCCAAACAGAGCUGCAUCCAUUACGUUUGUGAGGAGGUAGACUGUCAGGAACUGAAAAUAGAAAAUGCUGAACUGAACUGCACAACUGGAGGGCACACAAAUGGGGCACAGUGCAAGGUGACCUGUAAUACUGGGUACAUAUUGCAAAUAAGAGUUCAAGAUGAACUUAUAAUGAAGAAAUUUGGAUCCCGAGCUGUCAUUACAUGCAGUGAUGGAAAGUGGAGUAAACACUUAACCUGUAUACCUGUGGACUGUGGCUAUCCUGAUCUAUAUCAUAUUUACCCAACAACUUACAGCUGUCCCCAUGGAACUACUUAUGGGAAACAAUGUUCCUUUCAGUGUCGACCACCAACACAGCUUAGAGGUACAAAUAACGUACUAAGUUGCUUAGAGGAUGGACUUUGGUCUUUUCCUGAAUCUGUCUGUGAACUUAGGUGUUUGGCACCGCCUCCAUUUCCCAAUGCCAUACUGCAAACUAUUCGCUGUCGUGGGGAUGGUCAUAAGGUGGGCUCUUUCUGCAGGUACAAAUGCAAGCUUGGUUACCAUGUUCCUGACACCUCCAGAAAGACAAGAAAAAAGUCUUUUAAAACACAAUGCACUGAAGAUGGCAUCUGGCAUCAUACAUCAUGUGUUCCAAUCAUGUGUGAGCCACCUCAUCCUAAGUUUCAUGGAAUCUAUGAGUGCACUAAUGGUUUCCAAUUUAACAGCGAAUGUAAAAUCACUUGUGAAGACCACAAAAACCAAUCGGUUGUUGGAAAUAACAUAAUUCGUUGUCGCAACGAUGGUACUUGGAGUGGCAACUUCUAUUUGUGUGACUCAAUGCAGGGUCAGUGUCCCCCUCCACCCCCAGUCCAUGGCAAUGGGAAGAUGCACUGCCCUGAAGGCUAUGGAAUAGGAGCAGAAUGUGUCCCCAUAUGUCUCGAUCACAACAUGGCCACAGUCGCCCUGCCAUCCAAUGUGACUGCAAAGGAUCUCCAGCACUGGAUGAAUCCACCUAGAAUUAAGAAAGUUAUCUGCACAGCUAAACUUCAAUGGUAUCCUCCUCCAGAAACGUUUCACUGCAUAAAAGAUUGUGAGCCAUUCAAAGGAGACAAUUAUUGUGAUGGCAUAAACAACCGAGCCUUUUGCAACUAUGAUGAAGGCGACUGCUGCUCGACUACUGUGUUGACCAAAAAGGUAAUACCCUUUCCUACAAACUGUGAUCUUAAUGGGGAGUGUUCAUGCCGAGACCCUAAUGCCCCAGAAAACAGUCAACGGAAUAAUCACCACCUUAAACUCGGAUAGCAUUACACAGGGACAGAGAACCAUAAACUAAAGGCAGACUGGAAGACCAACCACAUUCCUUUUGGUAUUAUGUUAUCAUUAGCUGCUCAACCGUAUGGCAUUAAUCCACCAGACAUGAAAUAGUCUAACCCCUCUGUACCCAUGAGGGAAUUCAGACUGAGAUAAUUACAAUGAUCUAAAUGCCACAAGGAACAAAUGUCUAAACUAACAAAAAGCAAAACCAUGUGUGUUGUUCUGUGGUAUGGCAAGAUGAAGACAAAACGAAAGCCAUAAACGCAUACUAUACAGCUAAAAGAUUGUGGAUAUUUCAGUUCUUUGCUUCUCUCACAGAUGCUCGCAACUAAUUUAAAAGACUCCCAAUACAAGGCAUUAAACUGAAGCCACACCCUCAUGCUAUUGAACUGUUGGAGAAAGAUUGAAAGGAAGACGUGAAAACCAAGUGUGCCAUAUUUAAUUCGGAGACUGCUCUUGGUCCUUAGUUCUGGUGUUGUGUAAUCUUGAAUUAAACCCCAAUCUUAGUUGCAUGAGCAUAACUGUUGCUGCUAUUCCUGCUGCUAAAAGUCCCAUAAGCCAUCUUCCAACCAGUGUCAGAACAGGGUGAAGUCAGCACCAAACAACCAGUCUGCCUUAAAGCUUGUCCUCUGCCUUGUACACCCUCAGGCUUUGUCUUUUACCAUCAAGUCAUAAGGUCAUCAUAUCAGUACCCCAUAAGGUAUGUGCUUGCACAUAUUCAGUCUGGCAUAUAGAGAUAAAAUCAUCAUUCCAGUCUAACGCAUACAUUUAUAGACACUAAAGUAGCUCUUAACUCCUAGAGUCUCCUAUCUACAUAAAGUUGUUCAGUACUAUGUGUUCUUAAGAUGAUCUGCUUUUAAAGCAGUAUUAUAAUAUUUUGCCAGUAUUAUAUUACAAAGAUAGACCAAACAUUCAAAGCUCCCAAGAAGUAUUAUUUAAUGUUUCUUCCUUCCCCACCGGAAGGAAAAAAAAAUAAAUACAUUUAAAAAAAAAAAUAAUAAUAAAUAAAUCUAGGCAAUGUUGGCUGACCCCUGAUAAUGUCAUACUUAAUCUUAAUUAAUGCUGGACCAAAUUGUAUUUAAAUGUUACCUCAGGGAGAUGUGCAGCUAAUUCAAACCAAUCUUAUGAACCAUUGCACAUGUAUAUAUGUUUGUGUACACACAUUUUAAACCUGUUUAGGACAUUGUCCCUACCCAGUUCCUAUCUACACUAUGAUAUAGUAAGCUGCCAAUAUACAUACAUUCACUUGCAUCCUUCUAAAUAUUAUUCAUUUACAAAUUACCCACACCAUUGCAAAAAAAUAACUAAACGCAACUGAUGUGAUGGCAAUACUCACUGAAAUGCUUACUUAAGGUCUGGGCAUCAAUUAUUACCCAAAGUGACCAUUUUUUGUUCCUUGGGAUCUAAAUAACUGAGUUCUUGUACUACAAGGAUUGUGUUAAUAGCAUAAAAAAGAUAACUUCAGCUCCACAAUCCCAUGAGAAUUAGGGCAUUCCUGAGGGUGUUUUGGGGCCAGGUUUCAGCUACCUCCCUUCUGGUUUCAAUUUCACUGGCUUGUAAACUGACAACUUGUUUUAGGUUUUUUCCUGUGUUGCAUAAAAUUGUAGUUUGGAAAACAAACUUUUUUUUUUUUUUUUUGCUGCAUCUAAAUUGAGUGACAAGGAAAUUUUUUACUUAAAAGCUGCAUAAUCCCAUGUGGAGGAAAAAGCAAAAUUUAUGUUUUAUUUUAUUCUUAAAGGGACAUCAUAUAUUAUUAGUCACAAAUCGAGAAAUUUGAGCUGUUUGUGUUAAAUCUGGCCACAAGGAACUUGCUUAAAGCACGUUGGCAUCUGUCAUGCAUUAUUAGCAUUUUGCCUUGAGGAUGAAAUAUUUCUUACAUCAUCAAAUCCUUCACCAUGUUUGUGUUUAAUACUUAGUAAAACAGACUGCCUCCUUGCAGAUUUUUAUCUAAUCAGUAUUCCACUGAACUUAGUAUCUGAUGACAGCCAUAAAUGUCAGCCUCUAGAAAGCUGCUAAAUCCUUAAACAAGUAAAAUUCCAGGCAGAUCACUGUGAAUAUAAGGAUUCCAAAUCACUCAUCUACAUUCUGGGGUUCAACAAAAAAGUAAAGUUGUAUGGAUGAAGAAAGAAUAUUCAUUUUUACAAUAAAUGAAAAGUGGAAUGGUUGAGCACAUAGACCUUUGUGAUAUAUUGGUGUAAUAGCUCACAAUUUAGAUCUACCAACCUUUCACCUGACAGAUUAUCAGAGGAAGGGGUUAAACCCAGAAGGUACAGGUGGAACAUAGCAUCAGAGAAAAGGGACAUAACAUGCCUCAUUCCACAAUGAAUCCCUAAUAUAGUUGUGUGUUGUUCUACUUUACACCAGCAGUCAUUGGGAAUUGUAAUAUAUUUACUGCAUUGUGUGACCUCUGUUAAUAUCUGUCUGCAACAAAGGCAAAAAAAUGAUGUGUUUGUGUUAUUUAUCCAAGCGCCCUGUGCAUUACAUUUGUGUAUUUUACUUAUAAAAACUGUGAUCUCAAGAGAAAGGUAUUCAUAUUACAAAAACUGUUCUUCCUUAUUUAUAUGUAUUGUAAAGGAACUUGUUUUUAUUGAUAUUUUGGUCAAGAACACAUGACAAUGUCUUUAUUUGUAACCUACUGUAAUUCUAGCCACCUCCCUUCAGCCUCCUUCACAUCAUUCAUUCAAUCACCCAAACCAACCUUUACUACCUCCAUAAAGUGUUCUGGUCUUUCUUUCAUGUGUUUCUAGCUGUCUCCUACAAAUCACUUCAUCUCUUCCAUAUUAUUGCCAGUUUCAUUUCCGUUGUCACCCCCGGCCUUACCUACUACCAGUGCUUACAAUUUAUACUCUCACCUUUUGUACACAGUCUCUCUUGCCAGUCUCCUCCAUUCUCCUUUACCUCCUCUCAAAUCUUCCAGUUCCCUGUAUUUCCAUCCUUUCCACUACUCUUGUUACCAAAUGUUGUCUCAACCUCCUCCUACACCUCAUGCCUGUAUUUGUGCUGCUCGCAAAUUGUUGUCUUUGAAGAUUUUUUGUUAUAAGAAAAAAAAAAUCUAAUUUAAAGUCUUCAAGCAAUAUAUAAAGAUGUAAAUAGUAGAGCUUAUUUAUUAUGACUGUAAUACUUUUUAAUUUAUAUUUACACAAUGUUCAUUUAAAUUAUUAUUUUCCCCUUCA
Messenger RNA from Bombina bombina (fire-bellied toad), 8204 nucleotides. It is a transcript of the gene PAPPA, whose product is annotated as pappalysin 1. Bases 160 to 5019 code for a protein of 1619 amino acids. The transcript has 23 exons. Lineage: Eukaryota; Metazoa; Chordata; Amphibia; Anura; Bombinatoridae. Gene Ontology annotation, molecular function: metallopeptidase activity. The record is from RefSeq and is a predicted model, not a curated record.